Polypterus senegalus (gray bichir) is the source of this 1244-nucleotide messenger RNA. RefSeq names its product nuclear receptor 2C2-associated protein. Bases 25 to 468 code for a protein of 147 amino acids. NCBI's taxonomy places the organism in Eukaryota, Metazoa, Chordata, Cladistia, Polypteriformes, Polypteridae. The transcript is spliced from 5 exons. The record is from RefSeq and is a predicted model, not a curated record.
UUGCCGGCUGUCGUGAGGCGCAGCAUGGCUACUUCGCUGAUAUGUGCCGGUACUGUCAGCAGGGUGAGCUCUGUGCUGAACAGAGAUUCCAAGCAGUUUGGUAAGAAGCACCUGUUUGAUGGCCACGAGGAGACGUGCUGGAACUCCGACCAGGGGGCAAUCCAGUGGGUACUGCUGGAAUUUCCUCAAAUGGUAAAAAUUUCAGAGGUGCGACUGCAGUUCCAGGGGGGAUUUGCUAGUACUGACUGCAGACUGGAAGGCUGUGGGAAGAAUGAAGAUGUUUUUACAACGUUAGCUACUUUCUAUCCAGAAGACAAAAACUCCCUUCAGAUAUCCUUUUAUUUUUUCCACUUUCCCAUCCAUGGAGACCCUCUGGCCCACAAGCUAAAAAUAGUGUUUGAGAACAGCACAGAUUUUUUUGGGAGGAUCAUUGUUUACAAGCUGGAUGUCCUGGGAGAGAAGCUCUGACAUUCUCUGAAUGGCUUGAGAAAGUGAAGUUUGCCGAGUUGCCAAGAUGUACACCACCUCCCAGUGGGUGAAGAGCAGUGCAAUUCAGGUUCACUGGUGGUGAUUUUCAGAACAAGCUUUGAAUGUCUGGAUUAUUUUGCUUUGCAGCCAUGAAAACACAUCAGGAUAAACUGAGUAUGCACUCUUUAUGACCUCAUUUAGCUGAACACCAAUGUCACUUUUGAAUUCUGGUGUAACCCAAUAAUGGAAGAUUCCAUAUUUAUGCUGUACAGCCAUAAUACAGCAUGUAGAAACCAGAAAAAAAUUGUUUCAACUAAUUUUUUUUCCAUCCAUCCAUUGUCCAACCCGCUGAAUCCGAACACAGGGUCACGACUAAUUUUUUAUAAAUUUUUAUAGAGCUCAUUUAUACUAACAAUUUGAAUGCUUUGACCAGAGAAUGACAAAACAGUGGGCUAGCUAUCAUGGCUUAAACUAGUAGACCGGUUGUGUACAUUGCUACAUUCAAUAAUUAUACAAUGAACUAAUAUUCAUGAUUGAGUGUCUGCUUUUAGCACUUUUACUGCCCCCAACUUUAAUCUGAAACAAUCGUACAUUUUUAGAUACCAUUUUUGGUAGCAGGGCUUAAGUCAUUCUUGCAAAUUAUUUGAAUUGUCACUGACUGAAAAGAACGUUUCAAGAAUUGCAGGCAGGCUCAGACCAUAACUAAGUGCCUCAAGUAUAAUGUGCUGAAUAAAGUUUAAUCUUGGAUAAAAAUAUAUAAAAAAAUCCUUAAUUCA